Molecule: messenger RNA, 8621 nt
Organism: Cervus elaphus (red deer)
Lineage: Eukaryota; Metazoa; Chordata; Mammalia; Artiodactyla; Cervidae
Gene: RBMS3
Product: RNA binding motif single stranded interacting protein 3
Exons: 15
Coding region: 655-1953 (432 amino acids)
Cellular component (GO): nucleus; ribonucleoprotein complex; cytosol
Molecular function (GO): poly(A) binding; poly(U) RNA binding; mRNA 3'-UTR binding
Source: RefSeq, a predicted model, not a curated record
GCGUACGCUGCUCCCUGGAGGGGCUGUCCGGGUCCCACCCACUGGCUGGAAGGAGGGGACGUGAAUGAAAGGACAGGACGAGCCCCGAACACCAUGUCACUCUGGGAGGGACGCAGCGGCAACUGAGCUGUGCAAGGGUUUUUUUUUUUUUUUUCUUUUCCCUUUUCUUUUUCGUUCUUUCUUUUUCUCCCCCUCCCUUUUUUUCUUUUUUUUUUUUUUUUUUUUUUUUUUUUUUUUUUUUUUUUUUUUCUUUAAGGUGGGGAAAGAGACACCCAGGAGACAGGAAGCUGAUCUGCAAGAUUUCCGAGUUCUGCUAAAAGGACUUCGAUUUUUUUUAUUUUCCUUUACAAACGCUGGCAAUUGACAUCACUACGGACAGCCGGGUAGAGAACAAACUGCCUCCUCCCAAGUGGACCCCAGGCGUGAUCUGGGGAAACUGUGUGGGGUUUUUUCCUACGGAUCCCCGCCUCUUUCUCUUUUUGGUGUGUUUCUUUUUAAAAUUCUUGCUGUGUUGGAACUAGCGAGUGCUGGAAGACUCUCGGAAGCCUCAUCAGUCAUCGGGACUGUCAGGAAUAGUGGUUCCAGAGGAAGCUCGGCCUGGGGCACAGAGCCUGUCAUCCAGUUCCCUGCCUCGGAGAUAGCGACUCCAGCUACAUGGGCAAACGCCUGGAUCAGCCACAAAUGUACCCCCAGUACACUUACUACUACCCUCAUUACCUCCAAACCAAGCAGUCCUAUGCACCAGCUCCCCACCCCAUGGCUCCUCCCAGCCCCAGCACAAACAGCAGCAGCAACAGCGGCGGGGAGCAGCUGAGUAAAACCAACCUGUACAUUCGCGGCCUCCCACCAGGCACCACUGACCAGGACCUAAUCAAGCUGUGCCAACCGUAUGGAAAAAUCGUAUCAACAAAGGCAAUCCUUGACAAAAACACAAAUCAGUGCAAAGGGUAUGGUUUUGUAGAUUUCGACAGCCCAGCAGCUGCACAGAAAGCGGUAGCGUCUCUCAAGGCAAAUGGCGUGCAGGCACAGAUGGCCAAGCAACAAGAGCAAGACCCAACAAACCUAUACAUCUCAAAUCUCCCCAUUUCUAUGGAUGAGCAGGAACUUGAGAAUAUGCUGAAACCCUUUGGACAUGUCAUUUCCACGAGAAUACUAAGAGAUGCUAAUGGAGUCAGCAGAGGCGUUGGCUUUGCCAGAAUGGAGUCUACUGAAAAAUGUGAAGUGGUAAUUCAACAUUUUAAUGGAAAAUAUCUGAAAACACCACCAGGAAUCCCAGCCCCUACUGAGCCUUUACUGUGCAAAUUCGCUGAUGGAGGACAAAAGAAGCGACAGAAUCAAAGUAAAUACACCCAGAAUGGAAGGCCCUGGCCCAGGGAAGGAGAGGCUGGCAUGGCCCUGACCUAUGACCCCACAGCUGCCAUACAGAAUGGAUUUUAUUCUUCACCGUACAGUAUUGCAACCAACCGCAUGAUUCCACAGACAUCCAUCACGCCAUUCAUUGCUGCUUCCCCUGUCUCCACAUAUCAGGUCCAGAGUACUUCAUGGAUGCCUCAUCCGCCAUACGUUAUGCAACCAACAGGUGCUGUGAUCACGCCAGCGAUGGACCAUCCGAUGUCAAUGCAGCCAGCAAACAUGAUGGGCCCCCUGACACAACAGAUGAACCACCUUUCGUUGGGUACCACGGGAACGAUUCAGUCCCAAGACAGGAUUAUGAUACUCCACCAGCUGUUGUGUCAGUACAUGACUGCCGCGGCUCCUAUGCAAGGGACCUACAUCCCCCAGUACACGCCUGUGCCUCCGACAGCUGUUUCCAUUGAAGGUGUUGUGGCUGAUGCCUCUCCCCAGACAGUGGCACCUUCGUCCCAGGACACGAGUGGUCAGCAGCAGCAGAUAGCAGUGGACACAGCCAGCGAGCAUGCAUCUGCAUAUUCCUACCAACAGUCCAAACCAUAAACAAGACUGAAGAAUGUCCGUCUGAAACUCUGCCUUGAAUGAAGAAACUUCAUUAAACAAGAAGUUGGCUUCCAGUUUUGCACAGGCGGUGGAAUGCUGUUUUGUUUGUUUGUUUGUUUUUUUAAUUUUCUACUUUACCCAAUGAAAACAACGUGUUUUUACGUGCUGUGCAAAUGGUUCCUUCAUGUGGUCUGACAGUUUAUUUUUGCAUCAUUUUUUUAAUUAAAGAAAACAAUCCCAGAAGAGGACAACUACUACAAACAGAUAAAGCAAAACAUGGAAGGUUGACAUUCAUGUGGAAGAACAAUUGAAUUCAGAAUUUAUCUGAAGGUGUAGAUAGAUUGAUUUUUUUUUUUUUUAAAACAGGAAAUCUGAUGUCAAGAGGUGGGCAAGCAGAAAUGGAAACAAAUUGUCUUCCUCAGUAAUUAAGCUACUCUUUCUUUUUCCCUUCUUGUUUAAAUCUAGUGGGUUGGGUUUUUUUUUAUUUUAUUUUUUUCUUAGAAAUAUUUAGGUAAGGUUUAUCUUGAAUCUUAAUUGCCUUAAUUUUAAGGACGUCAAAGGCUCUCGAGGCAAGCUGUCAACGUCUUGUUAAAACCAAGAAAGAAUUGAAAUAUUGUACCGGUUUUCACCGGUACUGAAGUUUAAGACUAUGAGUUUUUAGGGUGGAAAAAAAAAAAACUGUACAGUUUUAAAGAAAAUGUUUUUCUUCAUUUGAAGAAAAUUUGCUUAUGAUAAAAGAAACCAUGGCAACUGCAAGAAUUGGGGAAAUGCUGGGACUUCUCAUGAACUUUGUCUUAAGUGUUGAAUCGUUCUAGAAGGCUAAAACAUUUUAAGGUAAAGUUAUUAAUGUUGGUUUAAAAACAACUGCAUUAGAAAUAAUGCGUGUUUGGGGGGCAGAAUGCAGAUUUUUUUAAUUUCCAAAGCGUGAUCGCUGGCAAAAUCAUUAGUGCUUUUUAUCUGCAGUCUUUUUUAUGAGCUUUACAAACUUUUUAGUCAGCUUUGCUUGUCACAUUGCAAAAUCUAGCUUAAGAGCAUUAAAAAAAAAAAAAACUUAAGUAGAUAGGAGCUUAUUGUCAAAAAGUGCAAAAAAGAAAAAAACUACAAAAAAAAAAUAACAAAAAAAGCAAUAGAUAGAGAAAUUGUUGACAAUUUCUGUAGUCUUUCCUAGUUGUGAUCAAAUUCAGCCUAUGGAUGGCCUGUUUUAUACCAAAGAUGAAGUGGCACCCUGUUGCAGUCCAGAAGAUAAGAGGUUGCUUUUCUUUUCUUCUCUUUUCUUUUUUAAAAUUUUAUUUGACCUACAUGGCCGGACCAGUUCUUACUUUGUUUGUUUAAACUACCUUCCACUGGUGUUUUACAUACUGCAAAAAAAAAAAAAAAAAAACAUUGUUUUUGUUUUAAAUGUAUAUUUGUGGAUAGUAGAAGCUUGUUCCUGUGGUCAGCAGUAGUAGCGCCAAGAGCUCUGGAUCCCAACCAAUAGAGCCAAGUGGCUUUAAGUCCCACGUGCUUUUCUGGUUCUCUCCUAGUGCUCUUGAGUUAUGACGUCUGUAUCGAUGGCCACCAAUGAGCUAACACACUUGUUUAACAGGUUGAAAUUUCAUUAUGUGAAUUUUGGACUCAAGAUACUUCCUGAACUGGUCUGAAAGAUCACUUGUUGAAAAACCUCAGUGAUGCUCUGUUGAGUGGUGAGUGGUCUCCUGAAAAGGCCUUGCACGGUAUUUGUAACAAUAGCCUUCCUUCUAAACUCCUGCACCUCUAGAUUUUGUCUUCUUGCCUCAGUCUUUGUCAUCAUCUACCAUGAAUAGCCACCUUGACUCUGCAGUUGGGGAGGGGAUAUCUUUUUUUUUUUUUUUUUUUGCCUCAUUUCAUUGUAUUUUCAUAUCCUGGUAUUGUCAGAAGAAAGACAAGACGACUUUUUAAUUUCAGUUUAACUCUCUGAGGCAAAUAGGACCACUAAGAUUGAGGAUUCUAUUAGUGGAAUUCAGGUAAGCUUUUAAUGCUAGUUGACAAUCAAGAAAUUGUAUGAUUUAUAUGAAUAAGAACCCAAAUAAUUAGAUUUGAUCAAUUUUUAAAGCCAAAGGAGAUAUAUAUUACAUUGAGAAUGAUGCAAAACUUUGUCUAAAAUGAAUUAAAUUGACUUACCAAACACCUCUGCAUAUUUGACUCAUAAAAUCUAUGUUCAACCUGUACAGUUUUACCUGAAAUGAAGGACAGUGGAACUCUGUUAAUUGAACCAUGCACUAGAAUGGCUUUCUAAUGGCUUAUUAGAAUCAAUAGUUGAAACUCUUUUCACAAAGUCACAGGAACCUGUCUUAGUCCAGAAGGAAGAGGCACUGUAAAAGAAAACAGGGUAGGCAUUUAAAAACAAAUAUAUUAAAAGGUAAAUCAUAUUCCCAUUACGUCAACAUGAAUAAUGAGUUUGACUCAUAAAAUUCAUCAACAUUCUACUAUGUUUGAUCUAUAAACAAAGGUCUAGUGUUAAAAUAUACCUCUCUUAUUUGAAAAUCCCAUGAAUUGAAAGCUCUUAUCUAGAGAGUGAUUCCAUAUCUUUGUGGUCCAAUUAGAGGCAAAAAUAUAGCCAAGGCAGUGUAGCAUGUGCUACAAAAAAAUUCCAACUGGUGAUAGCCAUCCCUAUGGUUUCCCAUGCUUUAGAGAGAAUACUAAACUUACGUUUCGUUUUGUUCCAUUCUUCAGCCUCUCGUGUAUUUUAAGGAUGGCAUUUUCUCUUUGAGAAAUGGGCCCCCGAGUCACAGGGGGAUGAGCAAACCUGGAUAGGAACUGUGCUUUCUGCUUCUCUUUUUCAGUCUCUGAACUCUGUGUAUAAACAAGGAUUAUCCUGGGCAUAAUUCAUUUGAAUAUGAAAUCAACAUACUUUGUCUUCUGUAAAAAAAAAAAAAAAAAUCAAUCAAAAUGUAAUGUGAUACUAAGAAAGUCUCAUUUCCAUAAUCAACAAUGAGGCUAAGAGGUAGCUACCAUGUGGCUGAUGAAUGUGCCUAGGUAACUUCCUGUUUCUAUUCAAAACUACUGCUUUAUUUAUACAUUCAGCAACAUUUUUUUCCAACUAUAAAAUUUCAGUAAUAUCAAUUUUUUAAGCCACUUCAGGCAAAAGAAAAUGACUUGCCAUUUUAUGUGUCCAUCUGUGCUUUAUGUUUGGACUUUUUUUAUAUUAUGCCAUACUAUAAUAUCUUAUUUUAAAUCAAAAAGAAGGAAAAAGUGGCACAUGUUCAAAUUUGCAUAUAUCAUCUCUAAAAUUUAUCACCUAAAAAUUAUUUUUAAGAGUCAAGCCUGGGAAAAAAAUAAAUACAUCAAUAGGUAGGCAGCAUUACAUUGUAUGAAAAGUAAAACAAACCAAAACAUGUGUUCAGUACACACUGCCAUCAGAAUCCUAAUUUAAUCAACAGUACAGGUCAUGGAGAUUUUAACCCAACUUAGGAUUACAAUCAUUUUUUAAAGUAUUCUGCUUCACUAUACUUCAAGCAUUUACUCAGAUUUUCAAUUUUUCCUCUCAUGUGCAAUUGCCAAGACUUAGCUUAAGUGUCAGUAAGCAAAGUAAAACCACAAUCCAAAUAGGAUAAACAUUAUUUCCUCCAAACUCUGGUCCACGGUCAGUGGAGAGCGGGUAUUCUUUUAAUAAGGAGGAGGUGUUGCCAAGGAAGUCUGCACGGUGACUGGGAACUCCUCAGAGCAGGACCACAUCUUCUGAAGUCAUCAGGGACCAUAGGUAACACUUGCAGGGUGGAAGACUGUCCUUCAACACGGGCAUGUCUUAAAUAUUGCAAGUUACAUUCUAUGCUAUCAACAAUAAAACCUUUGACCCAGCUGUGGUUUGGUCAGGGUUAGUUUGUUUCCCUGGUAGUUUCGACCCCUCAAAUGUCGUGCCAUGCUUCACCACUUGAAUCAACUCUCCUGUGACCUUAACAGAUCUGCUGCAUUUGAGAACAUAUAUAACGCACUUCCACCCCCUCUUAAUGAAAAACUGCAUGAUGUUAAAAGCGCCCAUAUCAGAGAUGGAAAGCCCUAGGAGAAUCCCAGAUAGAAGGUUCACAAACCUACAGAAUCCAUUAACUGCUUGAAAAACUUUUAUAAUCAUUUUCAAUCUAUGGAUAAGAAAAGUACUUAGUUUUUCUAACUCUAUUUGAGUAAUUGGGGUGUCUAUUUUAUGCAUAUGGGCUUCCCAGGUAGCCCCAGUGGUAAAGAACCUGCCUGCCAAUGCAGGUAGACAUAAGAGAUACAGGUUUGAUCCCUGGGUUACAAAGAUCCCCUGGAGGAGGGCACAGCAACACACUCCAGGAUUCCUGCCUAGAGAAUCUCAUGGACAGAGGACCCUGGUAGGUGACAGUCCAUAGGGCCACUCAGAGUCAGCAUGACUGAAGCGACUUAGCGUGUGCGCACAUGCAUGCACACAUACACACACCCCCGAUGUCUUUCACAGUGGCCUACAAUUCCCAUUAAUGAAAGCUGAGAUCUUAUGAGGACCUUUGCAGUCUUCUUUAUGCUUGAGGAAAAGUUUCAAGGGACUGUCUCGACAGAUGAUGCUCUAAGUAGGACUGAAAAGACACUUGACAAUUCAGUCUCAUUCUUAAUUUGAGUGCAGGAACCACUGCAAGAUGAGCUGCUAAGCAGGGAGACAUUUUUAAGAGGGUUUCCGUGAUAAACGUUUUUAUAUGAUAUGAAAUCAAAUGAAAGGAUAUUUAUAUAGGUAUAUAAAGACAUGCAGCACAUUGGAGGAACCACACUUCAUAGUCAAAUUUAAACAUGUCAUAGAACCCUGAUCUCUAUUACUUUGUCCUCAGUAAAAGAGUAAGAAUGGAAUUUUGUUUUUCAUGUAAUUGAAAAACAUGACUGGCAGGUUUCAAAAUUCUGAGUUUGCUGGGACUGACAGCCCCUCAUUCCAAUUUAAGGGACUGACAGGGUUGACACCCUUCCCAUGACAGAUUAAUAAUGAGAUUUCAGUAAUGAAUCCAUUUGUCUUGCAAAUGACACCUACCAUGGCAUUGGAAGACAGCCGAGUCUAACUCAAAUUGACCAUUUCUUACCAAAUACUCUGAAACAUGAAGCUGGUCCCUUAAUCCAAGUGUUCUUGGUCAUGGCUGUCCCUUGUGGGAUACAGAGAGUUCAGGGAAGUACAGAAGCUGGGAACAAAAUCCCUGAGUGGCCCAAACAGUCUUUUUUGAUGUAAGGCAGGGAAGCUCAGCCCAGAUUGGUGAUUUCUGGUUUUUUUUACCCCCAACAUAUAUGCUCACUGUCACAUAAAAAAAGGAUGGAUAGCUUCUCCAUGUUUAUGUCUUUGUAUUUCUGGGAGGGAAAACAAUGAUUUUAGAAUAGCACUGUCUCUGCGGCAGUUCUAAAGCUGAAGCAGGGUGAGGCGGGUCUUGGAGUCGCAGGAAGAACCACUAGGCCACUGGGUCUACAACUUCAAUCCAUUGUAUUCCCUCCAGUUAGUGACUGCCCUUAAGCCCCGGUCCUGCAGAAACAUAAUCACUCCCAGUUUUUGAAGGGCUAAUCAUUUACUUUUGUGCACCUUGUUUAUCUUCUCUUUUCAACUAAAGACUUCUCUUUCCUUCUAUUAGAAUUUCACCCUGAGGAUGGAAAACAAAAAACAUUUGGAAAUAAAAUUCAAAUCUAUUUUGUUUCUUGUUAAGGAUCGAUUUAUUGAAGCAGUUUGAAAUCAUUGGUAAAAUAAAUGUCAGUGCAUUAUAUACUGUGAGUUUUUAAUAUCCAUAAUGUCCCUUUCCCAUCCACUGCAAACAACUGCAAGUUGGCUAUAUGCUUGCAGAACAUAAACGAAAAAAGUAUAGCAAAGAAUUUGGCUUUCCUCAAAUGAAAUCUAUUUUGAUUUUGUUCACUUGAAAUUUGAACCAGUAGAACAGGUCAACUCAAAAUUGAGUUUGGGGAAUAUAGUAAUAGCUCUUGGUUAAAUAUGCACUUUUAUCCCCAUCUUAAAUCUUUGACCAAAAAAUUGCAUUGUUUUAUAAUUUUUUGACUUUGUGUUACUUCAUUAAGGCUGAAUGACCUUGAGAUUCUGUUGGAUUUUGUAAAAAAAAAAAAAAUUAUUUCAAAUUUAAACAGUAUCCACAGUGUAAUUCAGUGUUAUGCUGUGUAUUGUUAACCCUCUAAUCUUAUUAAGAAGGAUGCUCUCUCCUCCUCCCCGAAAUAGCUGAUUUCCUCAUUUGUGAAACAGGAGUUAUUCCAUGUUUCAAAAACAGGAAAAAUAUUUCACAGAGAUACUUGAAAAACUUUUCUCCAUUCUGGGAAUUAAUGCUUCCAUUUAUUUAAAAAGAAGAAGAAUGUAAUUGGAAUCUUAAUUUAAAAAAUAUAUAUGUGAAAGUGUACUUGCUAUGAAAUACUCAGUUUCUAAAAAGGAAGAAAAAGGGACACAGCUUCUUUUAAAACUGUUGUUUCAGGCCAUAUCUGAUGUCAUAGAACUUCUGAAACAUCAUUCAAUUCUGGAUUUUAUUUAAGAGCAUUUUGUACUGCUGUCUUUGACUGUCAUGGAAAAUUCUGUAAUUGAACAGUGUUUCUGGUUUUAUUUUUAACUUUCUCAUCUGUACCACAGUCAAAUUAGCUACCAUUUUCCCCGUUCCUUGAGCUUUCUGUAGAUCAGUGGAUGUUAGGUUUAAACUUCUGUUUUCUUUGAUGAAGCUUUCAAUAAAAAAUGAAAAUAAAAUCAA